Triticum aestivum (bread wheat) is the source of this 2045-nucleotide messenger RNA. Its product is annotated as rust resistance kinase Lr10-like. Gene Ontology annotation, molecular function: polysaccharide binding; ATP binding; protein kinase activity. The transcript has 3 exons. Gene Ontology annotation, biological process: protein phosphorylation. Lineage: Eukaryota; Viridiplantae; Streptophyta; Magnoliopsida; Poales; Poaceae. The record is from RefSeq and is a predicted model, not a curated record. Bases 1 to 1884 code for a protein of 627 amino acids.
AUGAGUAAAUUACUUGUCAUAGCCCUCCUGCUGCUGCCUCUUAUCAACCACGGAAACGACUUGGCCGUAGCAUGGGAUGAUAAAGAUUUCUUCAGAUACUGCGCACCGUCCCAGUGCAGCCAACAUGGCCCAGAGAUCAGGUAUCCUUUCUGCCUUAAAUCCAGCAAUACAUCAUCAUCAUGUGGAUGUCGCGAAUCAUGGACGAAGUUAGCAUGUUCUGGUCAAGACACCAUCCUACUUCACCCAGUUCUUGGCCCAUACAGUGUCAGCGCCAUGGAUUACAGACGUUCUUCCAUGAAGAUCAUCCCGCUUGUAGACCCCUGCCAACUGCUCCAGCAGGAGCUCAUGAUCUCCGGAAGCUUAUCAUCUCAAAAAGUUGAUGUUGCCAACGAUGACCCGCUGGGUCCGAACCAAUUAUUUUCUUGGAGUUUAUCUGCAACCCUAGUACACUGUUCAAGAGAGUUCACACCUGGUGCUGCCGAUAGCAUUGCAGGCCCAGUCUCCUGCCUUAGCAACGCAACCCACUUCCUGUAUUUGGUAGCUGGCUAUGAAGAUAUGUCUCUUCUUCCGCUGGACUGCAAGGUCAUCCCAGUCUCAGAUGGCAGAAGCGUCCUGAUACAGAUACCAAAGUAUGACAACCGACAAUUGUACGAAGACUACAAACCACAGUUCUUCAAGGAAAGUGCUGAAAGAAUCCUCAGUUUCACUGAGAUGACGGUGUAUUGGAAUGAAUACAGUUGCAUUGAUUGUGAACUCCAUUGCGGACGCUGCGCAUUCAGCUCACAAAGGAGUCUACCAUUCUGCAUGCCUGGUUCACAUAUCAAAGUCAUUGCAGCUACAUCUUCGGUGGCCGCAUUUGUUGUUCUUUUAUUGACAGUGACCACUGCACUUUAUCUUUCACUCAAGACAAGAUAUAAUAAGGAGAUACAUUUGAAGGUCGAAAUGUUUCUCAAGACAUAUGGCACAUCAAAACCCACGAGGUACACGUUCUCUGAAGUUAAGAAGAUAGCAAGACGGUUUAAGGAAAAGGUAGGGCAGGGAGGAUUUGGAAGUGUAUACAAAGGCGAGCUACCAAAUGGAGUGCCCGUGGCAGUCAAGAUGCUAGAGAACGCUACAGGAGAGGGAGAAGUAUUCAUCAACGAAGUUGCAACCAUCGGACUUAUCCAUCAUGCCAAUAUUGUCCGCCUCCUGGGAUUUUGUUCCGAAGGAAUGAGACGGGCUCUUAUUUAUGAAUUCAUGCCUAACGAGUCACUAGAGAAAUACAUAUUCUCUCGUGACCUUAACAUUUUUCAGCAUCUUCUGGUGCCAGACAAACUGCUAGAUAUUGCUUUAGGCAUCGCCCGAGGAAUGGAGUACUUGCAUCAAGGGUGCAACCAGCGCAUCCUCCACUUUGACAUCAAGCCUCACAAUACCUUACUGGACCACAACUUCAAUCCAAAGAUCUCAGAUUUUGGCCUUGCUAAGUUGUGUGCAAGGGACCAAAGCAUCGUCACCUUAACAGCAGCAAGAGGCACAAUGGGCUAUAUUGCACCAGAGUUAUAUUCUCGUAACUUUGGGGGAGUAUCGUACAAGUCAGAUGUGUACAGUUUCGGGAUGCUGGUGUUAGAAAUGGUGAGCGGAAGGAGGAAUGCAGACCCAAGUAUUGAGAGUCAGAACGACGUUUACCUCCCAGAGUGGAUCUACGAGAAAGUGGUCAAUGGGGAGGAGUUGGCUCUUACUUUGGAAACGACUCAAGAAGAGAAAGAGAAGGUGAGGCAGCUGGCUAUUGUCGCACUGUGGUGUAUCCAGUGGAACCCAAGAAACCGGCCAUCGAUGACAAAGGUCGUUAACAUGUUAACAGGGAGGUUUCAGAAUCUGCAGAUGCCACCGAAGCCUUUCAUCUAAUCUGAAAAUGAACCUAUGCCGUAAAUCAAAAUAGGGACUACCAUACUAUGUCAACAUUCACUGUUUUACUUUGUGUACGCGUGCGCUGCAAUAACAACCAUUGUGCUUGGAUGCUAUCGGUCCAUUAUGCCUGGAGAUAUAUGAAUAUUCGCAGGUCAGUA